GGCCUGGCUGCAGAUGCGGUGGCGGCCGCGGAGCGCCUGGGGCGGGGGAUCUGCGGGCCCGGCGGAGGGAGCCCCAGCCCGACACCGCGCCGCCGCCGCCGCCACCAUGGCUGCAAAAGACCCCACAGCUGUAGAGAGAGCAAACUUGUUAAACAUGGCUAAACUGAGUAUCAAAGGACUCAUUGAAUCUGCUCUAAGUUUUGGUCGCACUUUGGAUUCUGACUAUCCUCCCUUGCAGCAGUUCUUUGUUGUUAUGGAACAUUGUCUGAAACAUGGUCUUAAAGUAAGAAAAUCAUUUUUGAGUUAUAAUAAAACUAUCUGGGGCCCUUUGGAACUGGUAGAGAAGUUGUACCCAGAAGCGGAGGAAAUAGGGGCCAGUGUCCGGGAUUUACCUGGUCUUAAUGAGUUCUAUGAGUAUCAUGCACUAAUGAUGGAAGAAGAAGGAGCAGUAAUUGUUGGGCUCCUGGUCGGCCUGAAUGUGAUAGAUGCCAAUCUGUGUGUGAAGGGAGAAGAUUUAGACUCACAAGUUGGAGUGAUUGACUUUUCUAUGUAUUUGAAGAAUGAAGAAGAUAUUGGAAAUAAAGAAAGGAAUGUUCAAAUUGCUGCCAUAUUAGACCAAAAGAAUUAUGUUGAAGAAUUAAAUAGACAACUGAACAGCACAGUCAGCAGCCUCCAUUCAAGAGUCGAUUCAUUAGAAAAGUCAAAUACUAAGCUGAUUGAAGAGUUGGCAAUAGCCAAGAAUAACAUCAUUAAACUCCAAGAAGAAAAUCAUCAAUUACGAAGUGAAAAUAAAUUGAUUUUAAUGAAAACACAGCAGCAUCUAGAGGUUACUAAAAUAGAUGUGGAAACUGAGCUUCAAACAUAUAAACAUUCUCGGCAGGGGCUGGAUGAAAUGUACAAUGAAGCCAGAAGGCAGCUUCGAGAUGAAUCUCAGUUACGGCAGGAUGUGGAGAAUGAGCUAGCAGUACAAGUGAGUAUGAAACAUGAGAUUGAACUUGCCAUGAAGUUGCUGGAGAAAGAUAUCCACGAGAAACAAGAUACUCUGAUAGGCCUUCGACAACAACUAGAGGAAGUUAAAGCGAUUAACAUAGAGAUGUAUCAAAAGUUGCAGGGUUCUGAAGAUGGCUUGAAAGAAAAAAAUGACAUAAUUGCCCGACUAGAAGAAAAAACCAAUAACAUUACUACAGCCAUGAGGCAGCUGGAACAAAGUGACAACGAUUUGUUAACUCAAACUAGGACAAUUGCAAUGUCAUUGGUGAAAUGUGCCAGCAGUGACACUCAGGACCAGUACAAACUGGUCAAAGAUAUAUCUUUCUGAAAACAACUUGUAUUUAAACAGACGAAAAGAGAAUCAACAAUUUUAUAAUAUAUUAAAUAGAAAAGAAUAUAUGCUAUUAAGUAUUUUAAAAGGGUAUUAGGAGCCCUAUACAUUUUUGGUCAGCUACUAUGGUAAUACACUGCCAUAAAACAGAGUGGGUGCACUUGGAUUUACAAAAUUAUAUUCCUUAAACCUUGUGCACAAAGGCUGAUUGGAGUAUUGACCCUUUCGAGGUCAGGAUUUUCAAAUGUAAUUUUCUCUUUUUAGGUAUUUUUUGAUGGAAAAUAUAAAAAUUGUUUUAAGUUAACCUUUUGUUUCACAAUGUGUUGGCACAGAUAUGUUUUUCCACAUUGGCCUAUUCUUGCCUAGUGGCUCCCUUACUGUUUUGUAGUGUGUUUUAAAAUAGCUUAUAACCCAGAUUGGACAUGAUCCUGUGCUUUAACAUCUCAAUUUUCCAGUUCUCCCUGGCACUCUUCUAUGAUAGCACAACUUCGCGGCCUACCUCACUCUCUUAUUUUACUUUCUAUAACACUAGAGAAAAGCUUGUGUCUACCCCUGCUCCCUUAAUCUUUUAUUUGAGAUUUUGAGAUAACUUAAAUGUUACUCUCCUUUCCUUGGAAACAGCAUUUAUACUCCCGAAAUGCAUAAGCGAUGCCUCAUUGAUAUGGUUUUAAGGAAGAAGGGAAGAGGCAGGUUUUUUUGGUUAGUUGAAUAGAAAUUUCUCUUGUGAUUCCCUACAAGGAGUUAAUGUCCCUUGAAUUUUGGGAGCUAUUUUCUUAUAAAAAUAUUGAAGUUAAAUCUAAGAAAUCUUAGAUGGCCAAAGGAAGGCAGGGAGUGGAGCUAAGCACAGGGUUAAGCAAUGAUUUACAAGUAAAAGUAGCAAAAAUGAAAAUCACAUUUGAGCCAAUUUUUAAUAUUCAAUGUUGAGGAACAAAAAUGAUCAUUAGAGAGUGAUGCCAACUAGCACUAAGUUCUUUUUGAAUUUAUAAACAUAUACAUAUGCAUACACAUACACACAUACACACAGAGAGCUUUGGCAUAAUUCAGUGAAGACCCCAUAGGAAGAACUUGACCAUCAUUUGAAGUAAUUGCAGGUCUUUGCUCUUGGCCUUGUAGCACACUUGAUUCCUGGCAUACACAUCAUAGCAUAACAUAUAACAGUGGCUUCUUCACCUAGUGUAGACAUAAGUACUAUGCUUCUCAUGGUUUUGUAAAAAGGCAGUAAUAUACCUAUUAUACUUUGAUUCAUUAUGCUCUACAUAAGUGGUAAAGGCUGUAUUGCUUUGCAUUGUUAAUUAAGAACAAGAAAUAAAACAAAUUCUAAGAUAGUA
Molecule: messenger RNA, 2649 nt
Organism: Otolemur garnettii (small-eared galago)
Lineage: Eukaryota; Metazoa; Chordata; Mammalia; Primates; Galagidae
Gene: RUFY2
Product: RUN and FYVE domain containing 2
Exons: 12
Coding region: 14-1318 (434 amino acids)
Cellular component (GO): cytoplasm
Molecular function (GO): metal ion binding
Source: RefSeq, a predicted model, not a curated record